This is a messenger RNA of Protopterus annectens (West African lungfish), 2177 nucleotides long. Its product is annotated as complement factor D-like. Lineage: Eukaryota; Metazoa; Chordata; Ceratodontiformes; Protopteridae. The record is from RefSeq and is a predicted model, not a curated record. Gene Ontology annotation, biological process: proteolysis. The coding region runs from base 287 to 937 and encodes 216 amino acids. The transcript has 6 exons. Gene Ontology annotation, molecular function: serine-type endopeptidase activity.
GUGUUUAAAGGAGAAAGUCAGGAGUGUAGGAAGUCGCAUUCAUUUCACUCAUCUCUACUCCUCAGCUUAAGAUGGGACCUCUCUGUUUCACUCUUGUUCAGGUCUUACUUCUGUGCAGUCUGCCAGCUGAUCACAUGUGAAAAAGGCCUCUGGACUAUGCCAACCAACCAGUUAACAAAAAAAUGAACAACUGAAUGAAUAUUUGCAUGGUUGAAAAAGCCUAGGUCAUGUUCUGAGAACCCGCAGCAUUGGUGGCCAUGAAGCAGUGCCCAACUCAAGGCCAUAUAUGGCCCUUUUGCUUAAAGAUGGGAAGGCCUGGUGUGGAGGAUUCCUUGUGGCAGACCAGUGGGUCGCUAGUGCAGCUCAUUGUCUUCAUGGGAUGAAAAGUGAGGAGUUCUCAGUUGUCCUGGGUGCCCAUUCAAUUUAUAAGGAUGAUUCAUUUAAAGAAGUCUUCAAAAUCCAAAGCUAUUUCCUUCAUUCUGAGUUCAAAGAAGAUCCCAGACAAAAUGACAUCUUGUUGAUGAAGUUGAAUGAGAAAGUGACCAUCUCACCAGCUGUGAAGACCAUUGGGUUUCAGAGAGUAAACCAAGAUGUCAGUCCUGGUACCAUGUGCCUUGUUCCUGGAUGGGGAAGCACCAGCAGCUCAGGAAGGAAACCAGAGAAACUUCAGGAAGUUGAGGUUCCAAUUAUCAGUCGUACAGUGUGUAAUGGGAGACGUGAUCAUGACGGCAAUGUUAAUGAAAAUAUGCUGUGUGCUGGAGGUCUACGGAAGGAUGCUUGUGAGGGUGACUCUGGAGGACCUCUGGUAUGUAAUGGAAUUGUUGAGGGCAUUGUAUCUUUUGGGCCUAGUGUCUGUGGAGGCAAAAAAUCAGGUGUUUAUGUACGUAUUUCAGCAUAUGUAGACUGGAUUGACAGCAUCAUGGCUAAUAAUUCUUAAAACCCAUUUCAUAUUGUAAGCUUUUGUUGACGGCUAGCUAUCUUGUAUAGAGUACAUUCAUAGCACUGUUAUAAUCAAAUAGUACAGCCCACAAAAAUGAAAUAACUUCUGUAAAGAAUGUUUAUUAAGCAGCAAGAGAAGGAAAAUGAGGGCAAGAACUGCAAGAUGUGUAGGCCUUUCACAGAAUUCUGAAGUCAUUUGCAGAAUUUUACACAGGAAGUGACUGCCGAUACAGACAGCUGUACUGCUCUACACCUUUUGUAUAAUACCAAGACAGCAAUGAAAACAAAAUAGCUGACAAUGCUAAAAGAAAAAAAGGCACAAGAACUUUCUAUAUUUUGCUGAUACAUUGCUGAAAUACUUUUACAUUUUUAUUAAAGUUUGCCAUCUUAGGUAAUGCUUUCAACUGUCGUAGGCAGCACAAUUCAAUAUCUUUUUUUUUUUUUAGUAUUGUCCUAAUUUCUGUUUCAUUAAUUAUUCAUAACUUUUAUUGUUAAACAUAAACCUUUAACCUGUGAUCUCUCAUGUGAUUAGUUGCCAUUUAUAAAAAAAGCAACCAAUGUCUCCAACUAUCAAAGAGCUUUAAUGUUGAAAUAUACGGAUAGUAUACUUUAUUAGUUUUUAUAUUCCUUUAUAUAAUUCCAAUGUAUUGCUUAGUCUAGUAAUGGUAUAAUCAAAGGUUUUUAUUUUGUUAGUUGAUAGGUUUUAAAUUAGUCAGUUGUGUUUAUUUCAUGAUUGGGGGGUAAUUUUUUCACUGCUAUUUAUGUGUGUAUGUUCUAUGUAACAAUCCUGUUACUCUGAUGAAGUCUUAGUAUAAAGACAAAAGCUCUCAGGAUUGUAUUUCAGCAUUAAAGCUCUUGAUGGUGGUUGUUUUUUAUUUUUGUUUUUUUAGUUAUAGUAUUUUUUUUGUUUUCAAUUAUUUGACAUUUGUUGCGUCAAAGUGACUGUUAUUGUUGAAGGGCAAUGUGCUGACAUUUUAGAAUUUGGCUUAGGCCAAAGGUUCAUUGUUUAUUAUAAAGGUAAAGGAAACAGUGAGAGAUUUUCUUAUUGCCAAUGUGAUGAAUUUUGUAGUGUUGCCACAUGUUUUUUUUUAACAUGCUUUUCCAUGCUAUAUACAGUGAAUUACAACUUUCACACAUUGUAUUAUAAAUAGAUUCCCUUUUGGAAUGUGAACCAUUUUUGUAUCCUGAGCUAACCUAUGAGGUUCUUAACAGUAUAUUAAAACAUGUUUUAUUUCAAA